ACAGUGGAAAGUGAGCUGUGAGCAGUUGACGAAAAUUGAUCUGUCAAAUCUGGCACGUCAGUAGGCUGUGUGAUGAAGAAAUUUUGAGCAAGUCAGAGUAACGCUUGUAAGUGGUGCAGCCAACAUUACCAAGUAAACCAUUUUUACUUUAGCAAUAGGGAUUUUUGGUGACAACUCUUAUUCAGAACACCGAAUUCAAUAAUACAAACGUCGGCAAAAGUUCUUUACACUAUUAAACCAUCAAAUCCAAUGUGUCAGCUGUAAACCAAAAAUGCCACCAUUAGUUCGUCGCAACAUUUUUCGAUUCAACGUGCCAAACAUCAGUGCAUUGAACAUGUUUUAUUCACCGGAGUUCAUGGUACACGCUCCAUGGCAAAUUAAAAUUAAGAAAAAAACACAAAAUGGCCAACUGUGGCUUUUCGCCGUUUUGUGCUGCAGAUUCAAAGACAAAUCAUCGACUUGGUCGUACAAUGCACGCGCAUCAAUCAAGCUACUUCGUCAACAGGUCGAUCAUGAAGAGAAUUCAAUCGAAAAACAUACAACACCAACGAGUUUUGUACGUCAAAUGAAAAGAAAUCCAGGUGUUUACGUGAUUAGAUGGAGCGAUGUCUUUGACAUGACAAAAGGCUAUGUGGAAAAUGACACAAUUUGUCUGGAAAUCAAGAUCGAAGUGGCCGAUCCCAGCGAACACAUCAAAAGUGAUUUGGUGCUAGAAAAUACAUACAAAAGUUGUAAAGAUGGAUGCCAGACGAAAUUCCAGUUGACUGUCAGUAACAUCACUGGUUUGAUGACCAUUCAAUCGCCACCAUUCAAUCUGAGAAAUGCGCUAUGGUAUUUUUUGAUCUACAAAAAUCAUUCGAAGCACCUUUGUUUACGCUUGCAUCCCUGUGAUACAUUGUCGGAAUUUUCGUACGAAAUAACAAUGUCGAUUGAAUUGGUUUCAUCAUUCGCAAACGGAAAAUGUAUCAAACGAGUGGAAACAAAACAAAUGCAUCAUAAUACAGAGUUGAAAUUAGGAAAUCUCAUCUCAUGGGAUGAUUUGUGUGAAGCCAAAAAUGGUUUUGUCAACAACAACUGCAUUGUUAUAAAUGUUGAAAUCAAUACUGAGAAACCGAUUGAUGUGAUUUCAAAUACCAACACAAAGUACAAAGCAAUGAACUUAUCAAUUGAGGAGACAUGCUUCGAAUUGGAGUGCCCGACUUGCCUUGAAAUAUUCGAAGAGAAAGAACUUUCAUUUACACAUUAUCGUCACAUAUUUUGUUCUGACUGCUUGAAAAAUGCCAUGAGUCUCCUGUAAAGUCAAUGUUAUGUCAGCUGAACGGAUACGAGUGCAUUUGCCAUUUGAAAUCGGAAACAUCAGGAUAUUACAUUGAGGUCAACCAACAAUGACAUAUCUUAUUUAAUUUCAUCGAAUCACCAUAGUCACUUGCUUAAACUGUAGUCACAUUGCUGUUAUGAACUGAUUAAAACAAACAGUUCUUUAGAAAAUAUUUAUUGGUUGAAAUGGAACAAAAACUAGUUUAUUUAGAAAAUAUCGAUUGGAAUUUUGUUGAUACACAUUCCACAUAGCU
Messenger RNA from Contarinia nasturtii (swede midge), 1571 nucleotides. RefSeq lists its product as uncharacterized. The transcript has 2 exons. The record is from RefSeq and is a predicted model, not a curated record. The coding region runs from base 272 to 1297 and encodes 341 amino acids. Gene Ontology annotation, molecular function: protein binding. NCBI's taxonomy places the organism in Eukaryota, Metazoa, Arthropoda, Insecta, Diptera, Cecidomyiidae.